Molecule: messenger RNA, 2354 nt
Organism: Chironomus riparius
Lineage: Eukaryota; Metazoa; Arthropoda; Insecta; Diptera; Chironomidae
Source: the annotation of a GenBank genome assembly
GAAACAUUCAAAAAGUAAACAAAAACAUCAGAAAAACGUUUAGGAACAAAAAAAUUAAUAAUUUAUAAAAAGUACCAGUAAUCAGGCACAAGUCUCAUCAAUCAUCCUCAAAAUUAAAAUGGAAGAAAAUUUCAAACUUCCAGUACUUCCAUUAAUUGGACCUAAAAGACCGGAUGAAAAGCAAGUAGAAGAAUUCUUAUGUCCAUAUAAACCACCAAGCUACAGUGGUCCACUUCCAGACCAAACUUACAGCUUUGAAGUCCUCAAAAAUGGUGUGAUUGUGGAUAUGAUUAAUAAUUUAGAGGAUAAAGCAUAUCAUGUAUUUGGACGACUGCCUGUACCUAAUGUAGACAUCAAUUCAGCACAUCCAACAAGCUCAAGAUUUCAUUGUGUUUUACAAUAUCGACCAGCUGGAAUUGAUGAUAAUAUUGAGAGGGAAACUGCUGAAGGCUGGUACGUGUAUGAUUUAGACUCUACACAUGGAACAUUUCUGAAUAAAAACAGAAUUAAGCCAAAAACCUUCGCAAGGAUGCACGUUGGACAUCAAUUAAAACUUGGAAAUUCUACAAGAUGUUACAUCCUUCAAGGACCACCAGAAGACGAAGAAGAUCAAUCAGAAUUCACAAUUUCAGAAUUAAAGCAGCAAAGGCUUAUUAAAGUAGCUGAAAGGAAGCAAAAGGAACUAGAUGAUAAAUUAGAACAGGAAAGGAUUGAAAAAGAAAAGGAGGAAGCAGGAAUCAGUUGGGGCAUGACUGAUGAUGCUGAAGAGGAACCAGACUUAUCAGAAAAUCCAUUUGCAGUCACAAAUAAUGAAGAAAUUUUUAUAAACGACCCCAAAAAGACAUUGAGAGGAUUUUUCGAACGUGAAGGAUAUGAUUUGGACUACAGAUGUGAUGAAUUGUCACCUGGUGUCUUUAUAUGUCGAGUGGAACUACCAGUUGAUGAUGAAUUUGGUAAGCCAACAAUAUGUGAAGUUCAGCAUAAAGGAAAGAAAAAGGAAUGUGUCGUACAGUGUGCAUUAGAAGCUUGUAGAAUUUUAGACAGGCACGGUGUCCUUAGACAAGCUAAUCAUGAGCCAAGAAGGAAGAGAAAAGUCAGUGAAAGUGAUUCAGACGAUGACAAUUUCUUUGAUAGAACUGGUGAUGUAGAAAAGAAGAGAUUAAAAAAGCAGUCACAGCCAGAACAGGAAGCAUUGACAUACGAGCAAUUGAUAGUACAGGAACAGGAAAUUUUAAUGAAAAUUCAGCUUCAAGAACAGGAAAUAAAUCAAAUGAUUGAGAAUGAACGGAAAUUGAAGCAACAGAAUCAAGCAGACGAGGAAGAUCUGGAUUCCUUUAUGUCACAUUUGACUGACAAGAAGGUCGACAAGUUUGAGAUCAGAAAUAUGAAGAAUGAGCUGCAAAACUUAAAACUGGAACAUGCAAAGAUCCAGAAACUCAUCAAUAUUGUCAAACCAUCUGUUGUGCUUCCUCCAAUUUCACAGUCUAAAGCUAAGCUUCCAUUAUUUGGUAAAAGGAACAGAUUGCCACGUGAUUUUGGUCUUAAAAAAGUCUCAGAAACUGCUAAAAUUAAAAAGGGCGAUGAAGAUUUUGAAAUUGAAGAAGAUGAAGAUGAUGUUAAGGAACCAGCAAGUAGCAGUACUGAAAAUUUAAGUACCAAAGCUGUUAGCAAGUCUAAAUUUGAUGAAUUGGCAGAAAAAGUAUCAAAAGUAAUGGAAAAUGAAGGUUUGAAAGAUCCAGUUGAGUCCAGCAACAACAAACCCAGCUCAAAAGAUCCAGAACAGCCUAAAGCAAGCUUGAAAGAUCCAAAGUCCGAUUCCGACGGUUCAAACCUGCCAAAAUCUAGUUCAAAAGAUCCAGAACUACCAAAAUCCAACAAAAAAGACACAACAAGCAUUAAGUCGAGCAUCGAAUUACCAAUAAAAGUUGAAUCAAGCUCAAAAGAUCCAGAAAAGUCUAAAAUUAAAGAUCCAGCACCUUCAGAAUCCACAAAAACCCUUCAAGAAGUAAAAAACAGCAAGCCAGACGAGCAAUCAACACAAAAAGAACAAGAUAUUCCACAAAAAGACAAACCAGACGAACCAACAGAGCAAACAGCAGCAAAAAAGAGCAAGAAACCACAGAAAUCACUAAAAUCCGGCAGUCGCUACAGAGCAAAUGUUGACAUUAAUGAUGACGAUGAGUAUAUUGACGAAGAAAAGGUUUCAAUGUGGUUACCACCACAAAAUCAAAGUGGCGACGGUACGAGUCACUUGAAUGAUAAGUUUGGGUAUUAAAUGUUUGGCAUUUUUAAACAUGUUUUAAUAAAGAGAGAAGUUAAACUAAUUUGGUUUGACCGUUAUUUUUUAAAAAUUA